Molecule: messenger RNA, 1823 nt
Organism: Ipomoea triloba (trilobed morning glory)
Lineage: Eukaryota; Viridiplantae; Streptophyta; Magnoliopsida; Solanales; Convolvulaceae
Product: flocculation protein FLO11
Exons: 1
Coding region: 30-1682 (550 amino acids)
Source: RefSeq, a predicted model, not a curated record
CUUCAUACUCCUUUCUUUGACAAACUGAAAUGGCAGAGCAAAGAUCAUCGUUUCGUUUUCGUCUUCCUUGGACCACCUCCCGAUCAGCUCGGGGCUCCACUACCACCGUUCAAAGCGAAGCCGCUUCCCAGGCAGCGGCUGGAAGUCCUGCUCCGCCGCCUGAAAACCAGAACUCUAGCCAGUCUGCCACGGCUCCUACAGCCGGAGCUGCUCAAAGGCCGCCAUUUAGGCCUGCAGGGAUAGCUCCAGUGCAAGGAUCCUCUUCCCCCACUCAGGCGUCUAAAGGUGAGCCUAAACCCUCCUCACCAUCUCGUUCAGCUCCUCAAUCACGGCCAACAACUCCAUCAUCGUCCCCAAGCCGCAAGCCCCCUCAGUCUCCAUCGCGUUUGGCAUCUCGUGCUGCAGAGGAGACAUCUUCAACCUCUCCAUCAGAGACAACUGCUAAAAUGCAACCAACACCAGAGGAAAUUGCUCCUCAGCCAUCAUCACCAUCCAAGAAACUAGUGGACCAAUCUCUGCUACCUUCGAAGCCUGAUAAUGAAAGCCAAGCACCUUCAAAAACCGAGCAACAACCUGCAGAACUUCAACCCAAGAAAGAGACCGCAUCAGAAGAUACUAGUAAAGAAGCAAAAAUUCAGCAACCUGAGAUGACAAUACAGCCUUCCAAAGAAUCAGAAAAAACGACUCCUGCAACUGACAUCACAGAAGGUCUAGAGGCCCCCGAGCCUUCACAAAAGUCGGAUAUUACAACCAACAAUCAAGAAUCUAAACCUUCUGUGGACUCAAAUCUCGAGGAAGCUAAGGAAGUCAUACAAGAGACUGGAGGGAAAGAUCAUGAUGAAGCUAAGCAGGAGGUUAAGGAGAUACAGACAACAAAAGAGCAGCCAGCAGUUGCAGUUCAACCAGUGGAUAAGCAAGAGCAAUUUAGCAUGGAGCAGACAGUGAAGACCUCAAAUUCUAAUGGACAACAAACCAAAACAAUAGUCACUGGUUCGCAUCAAAAACUUGGAAUGUCCAAAGAACAACCCCCUCCUCUGCACAAAGAUAUCAAAGAUAGCAAUAUCUCAAAGUUAGUUCAACAGACAGAUAUCGGAGGUAAUAAGCAAUCCGUGGAAGAGAGGCCGGUUAAUGUGAUAACCCUUGCAGGUGAUAACAGAGGGGCAUCUUUGCAAUUUGGCUUCGGCUCAUCUAAUAAUGAGAAGCCAGUCCACAUCCACAGAAGCUAUAAAUCAAAUCCUGAUGAAAGUAUUGAGGCAAUCACCGAUGCAGAGGGAAGUUCCGGGGGAAGAAAAUUAGAAGACCAAAAAGCCAUCAGAAAUCAGGAAGUGAAAGCAUGUGUGAACUGCAACAUACAGGGCAGCAACAACUCAAUUCUGUUAAACAGUUCUGUCACAGAAAGAAAUCCUGGCGUGAAUCUGGAAAUGCCCCAUCUUCCAGCAGAACCUGUAAAAUCAUAUGACAAAAAAGGGUCCAUUGAAAUUCGCAAGGCUGAAUCCAACGCCACCCAUGCCCAGAAACUUACAUAUGAGCCUACAAUUAGAAGGAGAUGUCUCAAAGGCCUUUUCUUGGAAUCAAGUGAUUCUGACCUGGAUAACCCUGAAAAGCCUCGGCUCCAUGGUUGUCGUGCUUACUGCAAGGAGAAGCCUAUAGAAAACAAGGAAGAUAUUAAGUUGUCCAGAUAGAUUAUGGUUCAAAGUCUAUCAUGUGUGGAAUUAUCAAAUUUCAGCUAGUUACCAAGAGGCUCAACACGAAUUGUAAUAAGGAUGUCUUUAAUCCAUGUAUCAUGUAUGUAUUAUGCUAAUGGCAUAUCGCAGUUUCUGAGA